UUAAAAUCGCUGUGCUAUUGGAAUUUGGGUGUUUUAGUCAGGACGUGCUUGUCACCUCUGCCUCUGGUGUUUCAGUCUUGAAUCUAUCUGCCAGAGAGACGACUAUGAAGAGGUUAACACAUUUCAUCACGAUGUCUCUUCCCUCCUGACCGUGUAAUCGAACUUUAGUGGUGCAUCCAAAGAGGGGUUCAAAUGACUUUUUGAGCAUUUAGUGGGUGUGCUGAAUCCUGCAGAUUACGAACUCUGCAGGACAUCCAAUGAAAACAACAACACCUUAAUUGAAUUGGGGAUUGGCGCCUCUCACUUUUUAAUUUAACGUUGUUGUUUUUUUAAGGACACUCUCAUCAUGACGAUUCCAUUAUCUCGGACUCAACUAGCCCUGUUUUUCAUCCUCCUGUGUCCGGUCAAUAUCAUUGGGUUAUGGUGGGCAGUGGGGAGCCCUCUGGUCAUGGACCCCAAUAGUAUCUGUCGGAAGACCAAGCGACUAGCGGGCAAGCAGGCCGAGCUGUGCCAGAACCAGCCAGAGAUCGUCCACGAGGUCGCCAAGGGUGCCAAGCUGGGUGUGCGGGAGUGCCAGUACCAGUUUCGUUUUCGCCGCUGGAACUGCACCAGUCAGAACAAGUACUUUGGCAAAAUACUCCAACAAGACAUCCGGGAGACAGCGUUUGUGUACGCCAUCACAGCGGCUGGGGUGACCCACACGGUGACUCAGGCCUGCAGUAUGGGGGAGCUGCUGCAGUGUGGCUGUGAGGCGACCAGGAGCAGGGCUCCCCCCCGGCCUGCCUCCUCCUCCACCACCACCUCUGGCGAGGGAGUCAAGUGGGAGUGGGGCGGCUGCGGAGACGACGUGGAGUUUGGCUACGAGAAGUCCAAGCAGUUCAUGGAUGCCAAGAGGAAAAAGGGCAAGAGUGACAUCAGGACGUUGAUCGAUCUCCACAACAACGAAGCAGGACGACUGGCGGUGAGGAAUUAUAUGAGGACUGAAUGUAAAUGUCAUGGCCUGUCCGGGUCUUGCACACUCCGGACCUGCUGGAAAAAGAUGCCUCACUUUCGCGAGGUGGGUGAUCGCCUCCUAGAGCGGUUCAAUGGCGCUUCCAAGGUGAUGGGAGGCAAUGAUGGCAAGACCCUGGUCCCCGUAGGCCAGAACAUCAAGCCUCCGAGCAAACAGGACCUGAUCUACUCGGCCGAGUCGCCCGACUUCUGCUCGCCCAAUAGGAAGACGGGCUCGCUGGGCACGCGGGGCCGCAUGUGCAACAGCACAGCCAUGGACGUGAGCGGCUGUGACCUGCUGUGCUGUGAGCGUGGCUACCGAGACGAGACGGUGGUGUUCGAGGAGAACUGCCUCUGCCGCUUCCACUGGUGCUGCGUGGUGCAGUGUAAGAAGUGCUCGGUGAGGAAAGAACUCAGUCUCUGUCACUAGCAUUACCAUAGUGAAGCUGGGUUGGUUUCAGGCCUGGCCUCUUCUGCCUCACACGAAAGAUGCACUGAGAUCAUGCUCCCACAGUUCAAUUCAGGAGCAUGCUGAGAGAUUAGUAUCUUAUCUAGGAUCAUCUACGACAGACAGCUGCAGUAACUCUUCUCUCAAGCUGUAGAAUAGUCCAGAAUGGCCGCUACUCCAGUGCUCACCACAUAGAGCUCUAUGACCCAGAAACGGAGGCUCUUUUAGGCUCUUUUUCUAGAAACCCACUGGAGGAACUUACCCAACAACUGUUCCAGCUCUCCAGAGUGGAAUAUUGAAGGUCACAUCUAAGGUUAAAAGUUCAAAUUCAGCUCCGAGAACGCUCUAGAACAGAACGGUUCGGUCCCAUCUCAUAGAAGACCAUCAGACAGCUUGGUACCAUUCUCAGUCGUCGGUACGGAGGUCGUUGCCUCUAAAGCAGUGGUUCCCAAACGUGUUUGCGCAGUGACCCACCUCAAGCCUUUCGCCAUUGAACCAGAAAAUAGCAUAACAACUGUUUCUAGCCUCAAACCCAAUGCCAAUGCCCUCUAGGAACAUGCUUACGACCCACAAUUAGGGAAACACUCUUCAUAGUCAGUUAACCAUGUAACUACAAGUGAGGACUAUUGUAACAAAAGCAUAAUGACUUUUGAGUGUGGAAAAUAAGACUUAUGGUCUUGGUAACAAGGUAGCAAGCACAUCAGCAUGCUACGUUUCUACACACGGUAACUGGAAUGUUAUGGAAGAAAGGAAAAUGGACACGCACAACGUGGAAUACAGGUAUCAAGCACAAAACGUAUGAAAAAGGGAAAUCUGGGGAUUAUUUGUUUGGAGGACGAACCCCAUCACGUUUCAUGGUGAGGAGCUGAACUGACACCCGAGACUAUUAUUUAUGGACAUUUUAUGACAAGACUACUCAUAGUGAUAAGUUGAGGGACGUGCCUACCGUCUCUCUGAAAAGCACUUUGGACAUGGGAGCUAUCUCUGUGAACCAUAUGUUACAUUGGUUGUUGUUUGAGUAGUUUGGAAAUGGAGACUUCUUUUUGUUCUUCGUACGAGGUGCAGUACGGAGAAAGUAUAAUAUUAUGUUUAUCUGUUUAAUAUACAGGGCUUUUGUAAUGCACUUUCAAUUAAAGCAUUUGCUGCGUGUAGAUUUGUUACAUAUAGUCAUGUUGUGCAGAAUGGCCAUUCCAACAAUCACAUUUACAAUGCUGACAAUGAAUCCAUCCAUUUGUCUCUUUGAUAAGUCAACUCGCUGAAGUGAGUUGGAUGACAGGAAGCCCAUUUCUUUUGACUCUCUGCCUACGUUCUUCGGGAAUAGGCAGAUCAGAUCUCUGCUUAUUU
Oncorhynchus kisutch (coho salmon) is the source of this 2782-nucleotide messenger RNA. RefSeq names its product protein Wnt-6-like. Gene Ontology annotation, cellular component: extracellular region. The record is from RefSeq and is a predicted model, not a curated record. Gene Ontology annotation, biological process: cell fate commitment; canonical Wnt signaling pathway; neuron differentiation. The transcript is spliced from 4 exons. Lineage: Eukaryota; Metazoa; Chordata; Actinopteri; Salmoniformes; Salmonidae. The coding region runs from base 347 to 1420 and encodes 357 amino acids. Gene Ontology annotation, molecular function: frizzled binding; cytokine activity.